This is a messenger RNA of Podarcis raffonei (Aeolian wall lizard), 1425 nucleotides long. It is a transcript of the gene CGREF1, whose product is annotated as cell growth regulator with EF-hand domain 1. Lineage: Eukaryota; Metazoa; Chordata; Lepidosauria; Squamata; Lacertidae. Gene Ontology annotation, molecular function: calcium ion binding. The transcript is spliced from 5 exons. The record is from RefSeq and is a predicted model, not a curated record. Bases 392 to 1108 code for a protein of 238 amino acids.
UCCAGUUCCCCCUCUCCCCGGACCCAGGUCCUCCUUUCCCACGUGCAGAAUAUUAGGCAGGCAGGCAAGGCGAUCUCCCCCCCCCCCCCACGCUGCAGUGGUACAGUCCAUUCUGCCGCGGCCGCGCGCAUCCUCGCAUCUUGGGGCGUCCCCGGGGGAGGCGCGUGCUUGCGUGUGAACGGGUUCUGUCUGUCCGCUGUCGGAAUCCGUGUUCUGGGUUGUCCCCCGGCUUGCCUGCCCGUGGGAACGCGUCCCCGUGGGCCCUCGCCACCUCCGGCGGCUGGUUGGCAAAGCCCCGGUGCCCACCGAAGCGACGAAGCGGGCAGCCCGCCGCCUUGGCAGGGCAUGAGCGGACGGCGGGUUCCUGUGCCAAGCUCUGCACGGUGCCAGGAUGAAGGAAAUGCUUCUGGCCGCGAUGCUCCUCGCGGUGCCAGCCAGCUGGGCGGCCCCCAAGGAGGGCGCUAACAGGUCUGAGCCCCUCCCCAGUGCCAGGGAGCCCCCCAUCCCGAACCCCCUCGACCCAGCGCAGGAGUCUGCCAGGUUGAUACAGGAGUACCUGAAGAACGUCGGGCAAGAGGAUGGCAAGGCCAGCGCCAUGAGCAGGAGGCAGGCUCUGUUGCUCCUCUUCACCCUCCACGACUACGACAAGAGCGGACGGCUGGACGGUCUGGAGUUCAUGAGGCUGCUGAGCGAGAUGCCCUCCCAGAAAGACAGUUCGGUGCCGGACUCGGUAGUGCUGAUGGUGGACAACAUCCUGGCGACUCAGGACCUGAACCACGAUGGGCUGCUGGAGCCCUCAGAGCUGCUUCAGGGGCCCUGGCACAGCCAGACCCCCACCCUCCUCGCUGCCCCCAAUGGAGAAGAGGGUGGCGUGCUGCAGGCACCCCCUGGACCUGAUGGGCAAGGCGUCGGCCACCCGGAUCCUCUUGGCCAGCAAGGCACUGCUGAGUCCCCGGCUGCGUCAGAGGCGGCUCAGGACCAGGGCGUGAUGGAGGCCCCCUCGCUGAGCCCCCCGGCACAGAAUCAGGAGGGGGAACCGGGGCAAGGAGAAGCAGCUGAGGCACCUCAGCCCCAGGAGCCUGGGGAGCCUCUCGUGCCAGGAGACUGAAACACCCCCCCCCCGAGAGAAAGGGGGCCCAGCGGAGGAGGACUGAAAAGCAGAGGCUGCACAGGGUGGCAAAGUGAUGCCCGGCCACCCAUCACCUAAAACCACUGUUGGAAGGGGCACUGAGGGCCAACUUCUGGCAACGCAGGAAUCACAACUAAAGACUCCUUGGCAGAUGGCCGUCCACCUUCUGCUUAAAAAUCUCCAAGGAUGGAGAGUCCAUCGCCUUCGGAGGGAGUCUCUUCCACUGUUGAGCAGUUUUUACUGACAUAAAGUUCUUCCUGUUGUUUUUGUCAGAAAUACAUUUAUUGCCAUUUGAA